This is a messenger RNA of Colletotrichum truncatum, 1281 nucleotides long. Its product is annotated as tRNA-specific adenosine deaminase. The record is from RefSeq and is a predicted model, not a curated record. Gene Ontology annotation, molecular function: RNA binding; tRNA-specific adenosine-37 deaminase activity. NCBI's taxonomy places the organism in Eukaryota, Fungi, Ascomycota, Sordariomycetes, Glomerellales, Glomerellaceae. Gene Ontology annotation, biological process: tRNA wobble adenosine to inosine editing.
AUGAGCUGCUGGCUGAAGGUGUCCAGACCACUGCUUCAACAAAUGACGGCCGCAGACGCCAAUUCUAUUGCCGACUUGGUCUUGCGCCGGUUCCAACAGCUUCCUGCGAAAAGGAAACCCCAGAUUAGAGACAAUGGCCUGCAUGAAUGGGUCCCCAUGAGCGGCAUCGUUGCUGAGCAGGAUGGCGUUUUGACCUGUCUCUCUGUUGCGACGGGCAUGAAAUGUCUCCCGGCCUCAAAGCUUCCCCUGGCAAAGGGUAGCGCCCUUCACGACUGGCAUGCCGAAGUUCUUGCCAUGCGGGCUUUCAACCGCCAUCUGUUGGAUGAGUGCCGUCGUCAACUCGGAAACGAUUCACCCUCCGCCCUCAUCAGGCGUCGUGAACCCCACGAGCUGACCCCGGACGCACCUCAACCCUUUGCCGUAAAAGACAACGUGAGACUGCAUAUGUACUGCUCCGAAGCACCCUGUGGCGACGCGAGCAUGGAGCUCACGAUGGCUGCGCAGGAAGAUGCAACCCCUUGGGAGACCCCUUCCACGUCUGUCCCUGACACUGCUUCCAGCGGCACAAAUGUGACUACUGAGUCGUUGCCUGGAAGGGCGUACUUUUCACAGCUGGGCGUUGUUCGUCGCAAACCGGCGAGAGGGGACGCGCCUCCCACCAUGUCUAAGUCCUGCUCGGACAAGAUUGCGCUAAAGCAAUGCACCUCCCUUCUAUCUUCACUGACGUCUCUGCUUGUCCACCCUGGAAAUGCCUAUAUGUCUUCACUCAUCCUACCAGAGACGCAAUACUCUGCCACCGGGUGUGAGCGGGCUUUCUCCGAGAGAGGAAGGAUGGCAAACCUUGCAGGACGGGCAUGGAGUGGGGGAUAUAGAUUUUCCCCUUUCGAGGUGAACACUACAGAUAGAGAGUUUGACUAUUCUAAGAGGAGUGUGAAAGCGAAGACGGAGAAGAUUGUGGCGAGCAACCUGGCUGCUGCUCUGACCGCCAGCGGCAUCGAUGAGGGGACUAUGGGUGGUGUUUUACAGGGACGAAAGGCAUUUGAUGCCAAGGGGGCGAGUGCAGUUUCUAGACGGAAGAUGUGGGAUGUUGUGUCGGGCAUCGCCACAGACCUUGGAGACGAAGGUGUUGCUUUGCGGAGUGCUCUGAAGGCAUCGACCUACGCAGAGGUCAAGAGUAGUAAAUUGCUUGCGAUACGACGGGAGGUUAAGAAGGAUGCGAGGAGCAAAGCUUUGGCUGGGUGGGUUGCGAACACUGGAGACGACGACUUUGGGCUUACAUAG